UCUGUGAGGUCGAAACGGGGCAGGGUAAAAGGACCCAGCAGGCUGUGCUGUUAAAAGACCCGGGGACAUUAUAAAAGUGGUUUCAUGCCCGCUGCUGUGAAGGCUGGAGUCGAUGCGCGCACAGACGGAGGUAGGCAGAGAAAGGAGGACAACAGCCCAACAACAAGGCGCACAGACGCACAGCCAAGGUUUACGCUCACAUGUCGGAUCUCUGUCAUAGGUAGACAGACGGGAAGCGAGGAGCGGCUUUUCCUCGUCUCACUUAAACGUUUAACAACGUCUAUUUCAACAGUAAGACUGAGAACCAGAGCUCAUUUUUCCCUGAACAGAAGUGCAUGUUUGCGCCUUCAGCGGACGGGAUGCGCGCCUUCUCUCCAGCCAAACGCCCCGGUGCCGUCUGACACAUUCCCCCAGAGCUGGAGUCUGUUUUCUUACCUGGGGAAGUUGGACUCUCUAAAACUUUUCUGGCCCUACUUUUGAUGCCACGGAAAUGGGUCCGCGCCAAAGGGAGAGCGUGUCCUCACUUUGCAGGAAAAGUUUGCUUUGGACCGGACUGCUUCUGUGGAUGAUCACAUUUGUUGACGGGACCUGGAGGACGGGACUUUACAAAACCUACUCCGGGACGCAGACAGCAGCCUCUCACAGCUCAGUCUAUCAGAAGAGGAACUGGUGUCCCCAUACAGUGACUAAAACGGUGACCUGCCAGGUGCAGAAUGGGACGGUGCUACAGCGGGUCUACCAGACCUGCCGCUGGCCACAGGGAUGUACAGGGGGCAGCUACAGGACUGUGGUCAGACCCUCCUAUAAGGUGGUGUACCGCACUGUGACCUCUCUGGAGUGGAAAUGCUGUCCAGGAUUCAGUGGAGCUGCCUGUGAGGAAGAUGCAGGGAACCAGCUUGUGGCUCAGGAAGCUAUAAGAAAACCAUCCACACUCCGCCGCCCACCUGCUCGCACAGGAGAGUCGAUCUCAAAUUGUCUCAACUGCAGUCGAAUCACAGCUUUGAGUGACAGGUUGAACUCACUGGAGGCGAAGGUCCAAUUACUCAGUGCCCCGCCCUCCAUAUCGCAUCGCCACCUUCAGGGUAAAGGUGGAACAGCACCAGAGGCUUCCUUACUAAUGGGGGCCGUUCCUGCUCAGGGAUCUCCUGGUGAGCAAGGACCAGCAGGGCCUCAGGGUGAAAAGGGCAGAGAUGGCCUUCCUGGCAGAGAUGGGAAGCCAGGGUCUCGAGGGCUGCCAGGUCCCGCAGGGCCUCGAGGGGAGGCAGGAGUAAGGGGCCCAUCUGGCACUCCUGGAUCGAGGGGAUCUUUAGGACCGGCAGGCCCUCGUGGUCCCCCGGGGCUUCCAGGAGACAGGGGUCCACCAGGCCCUCCUGGUCCUCCAGGUCCUCCAGCGCCAGCCAGUGCACGCAUCCCAGAACCAGACAGCAAUCGAGGAAAAGACCCCUUCUUCACCAACACUUUCCAUGACUCUCGAGGGUUGCCUGUUCCAGGACCUCAGGGUCCUCCCGGGCCUAUUGGUCCACCAGGUCCCAAAGGCCCAGUAGGACCUGCUGGUCCACCGGGACUGAAUGGAAAACCUGGAGCUCCUGGAACACUGGGCCCAGUGGGGCCAAAGGGAGAGCGAGGGGAGAGAGGUCCUUUAGGUUACCCAGGAGAGAGGGGCUUCAGAGGCGAACCGGGAGCACCAGGCCCCAAGGGAGAGCCAGGAGAGAAGGGUUUACCGAGCAAUCUAAAUGGGGACGGAAUACAUCAGAUCAGAGAGGCGCUGAAGAUCUUAGCCGAGAGGGUUUUAAUCCUUGAGACUAUGAUCGGUAUUCAUGAGCCUGAUCUAGGGUCUGGGGAUGGACCGUUUGGCACAGCCUCCCCUAGUUUCUACAGAGAUAAGCGAGCAGGUGCGCUUCCAUAUCGACUUGCUUCUCCUCUGUCCUCCGACACCAAGGUUCGAGGGAAGUAGCUCCCCGCUCCCCCUGAGGAUCACAGGCUGGGUUGGCUCCCCCUCCUAUAGGUCUCAUCGGCACCCAACAGAUUUAUAACUGAUCUCAUACACUCUCUGCGCUUCACUAUCAGAUUUAGAAAGGGGGACACCUCAGGGAAAACCCACUGAAAACUCCACUGUAACCCUCCUCCUCCAUCGGGACCAACGUGUUUGACCCCCCCCCCCCCCCCAUUGCAUUUAUAUUAUUGCUUAACAUAAAAUAAGCAAUAACACUCAUCUGUAAAUCAUACACCCAGCAACUCCUUCCGUAUCUCAUUACGUUGGCUGCAGAAGUUAAGGGAAGCCUCGGAAUAAAGAUCUAUGAUAAAAAAAGGAAGAAUCUGAAAUCUUCUAUGGUGCUCAUGGAGCUAAAACCGCUUGGACAAUAAGGGUCAUUUAGAGUAAUCAAUUAAGAGAAGUCAGGAGUGAGAAAGAGACUGGAUUUAAGUUUGUAUUGCUUUCAUAAUGUUACUGCAAUCUGAAGAGAUUCCAUUAUUUAAGUAUAUUGAGCAUGUACAGUUUGCAGGACACAAUUACACACACAAACCUCUUCUUUUAGUAUUAAUUUUGUUAUACUUCUAUCAUAUUGUUUAACUCAAUGUUAUGUAGUGCACUAAAAAUAUGAAGUCAUCUCUAUUCUAACUGAGAUAUGUGUUGCUAACAGUGAUUUGUAGUUUUCUGGUGUGAGUGUUUUCCUCCACUUAAAAAAAACCCUCUGAUAUAGUGAUUUAAUACAGAAAAGUGUAUUUGCAUUUUAUCUGUGCAACAAAAAAAAGCACUAACACUUGCAUUUGAGUUUGGUUGAACUGAAGCAGUCUGUA
This is a messenger RNA of Sphaeramia orbicularis (orbiculate cardinalfish), 2796 nucleotides long. It is a transcript of the gene emid1, whose product is annotated as EMI domain containing 1. The record is from RefSeq and is a predicted model, not a curated record. Bases 491 to 1954 code for a protein of 487 amino acids. Lineage: Eukaryota; Metazoa; Chordata; Actinopteri; Kurtiformes; Apogonidae. The transcript has 17 exons. Gene Ontology annotation, molecular function: protein binding.